Pieris macdunnoughi is the source of this 1794-nucleotide messenger RNA. NCBI's taxonomy places the organism in Eukaryota, Metazoa, Arthropoda, Insecta, Lepidoptera, Pieridae. The record is from the annotation of a GenBank genome assembly.
AUGAUCGUAACAACAGACAUGACUGCGAAAGAAAUAAUCAACGAUUUUAAAGAGACCUAUGCUAAAGUGAGGAAGUUACUUGACGAUGAUGCACCUCAUGAUCCAGUUAAUGAACCAUAUUUGUCAAAUUAUAAAGCAAAAGACAUCUUAAAUAAAAUGCGAGAAGCUCUUAUGAUCACAAAAGGCUCUGAAAGAAAUUUGGAUAGUGUAAAAAUUGACGCUAUGCUUGGUGUUGUGCUUCUUAACAUAGGCAUUAUCGACAUGGAAACUGAUGACGCCCCAGCAAGUGAAAAAGUAUUGACCGAAGCAGAAGCUCUUCUCCUACCACAUUCAUCAAAGCCAGAAGUAGUAUCCACUUUAAUUAACAUUGAAAAUCACCUUGGCUUAUUGUGGUCAAAUCGGGAUGAGCCAGAAAAAGGCAAAUCCUUUCUACUUAAAGCAAAAGACCUUUAUGAAUCUUUUAAAUGUACAAUGCAAAUGCCUAUAUCUAUAGAACAUAUAAUACAUGUUAGUGACAGCAUAACAGGUGAUAUUAUGUUACUGGAAAAACCUUAUACUCUCACUCUUUAUUACUUAGCUCAAGUUUAUGGCUCUUUAAAUGAGAAUUUAAAAUCUGCUAUUUACUGCCAUGUAACAUUACGUAGGCAGUUGCAAUAUAAUGAUUAUGAUCCAAUAGAUUGGUCCUUAAACUCUGCUACUUUAUCUCAGUUUUUUGCUGAGAAAAAUUGUUUUUUUCAAUCACGACAUCAUCUUGCUGCUGCAUCAACUAUAUUGGACCAGUAUGAGGCUAGGCUACUUGCAGAUGAAACCAAUGAUGAGGUAUUGAUGGCUAAAAAAGAACAGUUUAAUCACAGAUCGGCUGAUGUGGCAAGAUGUUGGGCAAAAUAUUGUAUUAUAUUGAUGUCUGCCUCUAAAAAUAGACUAAUGAGUGACCCUGACAAUUUAGAUGAGGCAAUUACAGAUUUAUCGAAUCUUCAAUUAGAGGACAGUGAAAACAUUUGUGGUGGAGAUGUAAAGAACCUAAUUUUUCCUGAUCUGGAUGUAUCAAAACAUGAAAACGAAAUUGGGCAUAAGUUUCUUCUCACUUACCAAGAUGCCAGAGAAGUCUUUCUCAAUUGUCAGACAUGGCUAAAUAAGGCAAAAGAGUAUUACAGACCUGAUACUCUAGCAUCCGAUUAUAUCCAAUUGGUUCAAGAUAACUCUGAAGCAUAUUCGUUCCUAGCAUUUUUUGAAGAGGAUGACGGAAGAAGGGCUAAAAUGCAGAAGCGAAGAAUAGAUAUCAUAGAAGAUUUGCUGAAAGAAAUAAAUCCUACAUAUUAUCUACAUUAUUGUCAACAGCUGUGGCAUGAACUUGGUGUAAUAUAUUCAGAAAUUUUGGACAUCAAACUUGAUUCAGUAAAAAAAAGUGAGGGUAAACCGACACCUCACCUUUUGAAAAAAAUCAAUAUGCUUUGUGAGAAAAGCAUUGAAAACUAUGAAAGAUUUAUUGAAUCUUUUAAAGAUAAGAAUGGAAUUUUACCUUUGAGAAUGGAAGAGGAAUUUGUUAGACCAGUUGUUUGUGCAUUUGCAUUUAUUGGAAGAAAUAGUAUGAAACGCAUUGCCUUAGACAAACAUACUCAACUAAGUCAUGUGAAAAAGAGCUACGAAUCGUACCAAGCGGUUGUGGAUAUUUGUUCAAAAGAUAAAAACUCUGCAAAAAUGAUGUCUACAGAAUACAGUUUAUGCCAAGAGAUGGUUAAGAUAUUACCAAUUAAAAUUAAGAAGCUUGAAGCUGAAAUAGUUGCACAAUCAUAA